Molecule: messenger RNA, 3806 nt
Organism: Polyodon spathula (Mississippi paddlefish)
Lineage: Eukaryota; Metazoa; Chordata; Actinopteri; Acipenseriformes; Polyodontidae
Gene: kctd3
Product: potassium channel tetramerization domain containing 3
Exons: 18
Coding region: 359-2863 (834 amino acids)
Biological process (GO): protein homooligomerization
Molecular function (GO): protein binding
Source: RefSeq, a predicted model, not a curated record
UUUUAGCUGCUUGGUGAAAGCCAGGACUCAAUGACGUAAUGAAGCUGCGUCUGGUGCAAACUAAAAGGAAGGCAGAGAAAGUAACACUGCCUGGUUUAUGGCAACACGACGGAGUUCCCAUCAUCUGAUAAAUAUAUUUCCAGUAUAACAAUACCAGAUCCCAUAGAAUACACAAACAUGCACACUUUUCAAUGACACCUAACUUGGCCCGAUUGCUCUCCCGCAUUCGGGAUUGAAAUCGGUUUAUUAAGUUGCGUGUUUAUGUAUUUUAAACCCCUUUAAAAAAAAAAAGAAAAAAAAAAAGUAAGAAAAGAAACGUACAAAUCCUGCUGGUGGGAACCCUGGAGGGUGGAGAAAGAUGGACGGGAAUUGUAACAGUUUUGCUUCAGGAACUGGGGAAAUCAUCCAGCUGAACGUCGGUGGCACAAGGUUCAGCACCUCAAGACAAACACUAAUGUGGAUUCCAGACUCCUUCUUCUCAAGUUUGCUCAGUGGGAGAAUAUCAACUCUAAGGGAUGGAACUGGAGCAAUAUUUAUUGACAGAGACCCAACAGCAUUUGCACCUAUUUUAAAUUUCCUUCGAACCAAAGAAUUAGAUCUCCGGGGAGUGAACAUUAAUGUUCUCCGACAUGAAGCUGAGUUUUAUGGAAUAACACCAUUAGUACGAAGGCUGCUGUUAUGUGAGGAACUGGAUCGAUCAUCAUGUGGCAGUGUUCUCUUCCAUGGAUACCUCCCUCCACCAGCUAUUCCCAGUCGUAAGGUCAGUGCUGCUUCAGCACCAGCACAACCAGCAGCUCCAGCAGCAGCAGUCCUUCCACCAGAAGAAAGAGCUGGGCAGAGCGUUUCUGAAGGGGGGGCUCCAGGGAGCUGUCUACAGGCCAUUUUGGGUGGGGUUGGGGCUGCAGAGGGACCAGCGAGGCUUGGUUCCCCUGUGGAUCCACGGAAAGUGCUAAUAGUUGCAGGCCAUCACAACUGGAUUGUAGUUACAUAUGCACAUUUUGUGGUUUGUUACAGUAGGAUAAAGGAGUCCUCAGGCUGGCAGCAGGUGUUCUCCAGCCCCUACUUGGACUGGGCAAUUGAGCGUGUGGCUCUCAAUGCAAAGGUGGUGGGCGGGCCCCAUGGGGACAAGGAUAAAAUGGUGGCUGUGGCAUCCGAAAGCAGCAUCAUCCUGUGGAGCAUCCAGGACGGGGGCAGCGGCAGUGAAAUAGGUGAGUUUAGCCUAGGGGUUCCAGUGGAUGCCUUGUUCUUUAUUGGGAAUCAGCUGGUCGCUACGAGUCACACAGGGAAGGUGGGGGUGUGGAAUGCUGUUACGCAACAUUGGCAGGUUCAGGAUGUUGUCCCAAUUACAAGCUAUGACACCGCAGGAUCAUUCCUCUUGUUGGGUUGUAACAAUGGAUCCAUAUACUACAUUGAUAUGCAAAAAUUUCCUUUAAGAAUGAAGGAUAAUGAUCUACUGGUGACUGAGCUUUACCACGAUCCAUCAAAUGAUGCCAUCACUGCCCUGAGUGUCUAUCUCACACCCAAGACAAGUGUGAGUGGGAACUGGAUUGAGAUUGCCUAUGGUACCAGCUCUGGGACAGUGAGAGUGAUUGUACAACAUCCAGAAACAGUGGGGUCCGGUCCUCAACUCUUCCAGACCUUCACUGUCCACCGCAGCCCUGUCACCAAGAUCAUGCUCUCAGAGAAACACCUGGUAUCAGUCUGUUCAGACAACAACCAUGUGCGAACGUGGACUGUGACUCGAUUCAGAGGAAUGAUUUCCACCCAGCCUGGCUCCACACCUUUGGCCUCAUUCAAAAUUUUGUCCCUUGAAGAAACUGAGAGCCAUGGCAGCUACUCAUCUGGAAACGAUAUUGGUCCUUUUGGAGAGAGAGAUGAUCAACAGGUUUUUAUCCAGAAAGUUGUCCCGAUAACAAAUAAACUCUUUGUGCGACUUUCUUCCACCGGAAAAAGAAUCUGCGAGAUCCAAGCUGUGGAUGGCACCACAAUUUCCUCCUUCACAGUGAGGGAAUGUGAGGGAUCGAGCAGAAUGGGGUCCAGGCCACGCCGAUACCUCUUCACAGGCCAUGGAAACGGAAGCAUUCAGAUGUGGGAUCUAACAACUGCCAUGGACAUAGUGAACAAGGCGGAAGAUACGAAAGAAGUUGAGGUGGGAGGCCCCACAGAAGAAGAACUGUUGAAACUUUUGGAUCAGUGUGAUCUGAGUACCUCUCGUUGUGCUACCCCCAACAUCAGCCCAGCUACCUCAGUGGUACAGCACAGUCGAUUGCGAGAGUCUAGCUCCAGUCUGCAGCUGCACCCUCAUGACACAAUACCAGAGACGGCUACAUAUGGAGCAGUGAGACCAUACAGGGAGAGCCCCCUUCUGGCCAGAGCCAGGCGGACUGAGAGCUGUAACAGUUACAAGGACUUUCAGUCUUUUAACCUGGGUAUUAAUUUGCUGGAGAGGGAAAGUGCUGAGCAUGGGAGCUUGUCCCUCAUGCCUUCUUUGGAGGUGAGGCGGACUACAGCAGAGACCAGUGCUUUGGCCAAGAAAAGCUCAGCGGUAGAGGUUUGGACAAACAGGGCCUCAGACACAGUCCCAGAUUCCACCAAGGCACCACUGGAAAGCCCUGGGGAAACCAAGAAAAAGGGCCGGGAUGAAGAAAUGGACCUAAAGCAAGAGAUAAAGAAGAGGAGCACGUUUGAUGGAGGGUUCCUGGGGAGGAAGAAAGCAUCUCCAGUGCCUCCGCUCACCUCCCCAACCUCGGGAGCAGAAGGAGGGAGCGAGUCAUCUGGCACCGCCUCUGCAUCUCCAACAAAAGUGGCUACAUCCCCAAGACAUAAGAAGAAUGACUCCUCUUGUCAGGAGUACAGUUUGUAAAUUAGGAAAGUAAAUUAAUACAUAAAAUCAUCUUAAAUGAAAGCACUGUUUUUUACUUAAAAUACCAGGGUGCCAUUGAAAAUGACCACAAGUGCACCCUUCAGGAUUACCUUGGAAGUGACCACCAGGAUUCUAUUAUAAACCAUGGGAUUGUUUUUAAAUCUAAAUAACCCUUUAGAAACAAGUAAACACUAAUUUUGCUUGAAGUAAAGGAUUAAGUAUGUGUUCUAGCUGUUUUGCAGGAAUGGGACAUAAAACAACCACCCAUAGCCAUAGAGGAAUGCUAGUAUGAUUCUUAAUGCUAGUAAGUGUCUUUGGAAAAGUAAAAUACUUUUUUGGGGGAGAUUGUUUUUUUGGAAAUUACAACUCCUAUUCCUGCCUUAAUGUUCAUCCGUAUAUAGUUUAGCUUCCUCUACUGUUGGGGUAAUGUUUGAUAAAAGGUUCAUUUCUAGCACUAGCUUGCAAUAUUUUACACUACAUGGGCUUGCUGUUCAUAAUCACUAAAUCUUUUAAAUGACACUAAUAUAAAAUCCAGAAAGUAACAAUUUCAGAGAUUGGGGGCAUGGAAAGCUGAUAUCGUAAGAUAACAGUAUUACUACUGGGGAGGAUCAGUGUUCACAAUGCUGGAAUAGGGGUGUUAGUGUAGUACCAGUGUUACCUUGGAUGGAUAAAACCAAUCAAACAAAUGCACAUAAUAAAGCACACCUCAGUACCUGGGGCAGGGAUUAUUAUUGGUUUUGCAUUGUUGUCACAAAAUGUCCAUCUGUGUUGCUGUCAAAGUCAGCCAAAGUGGAGCACAAUUACAGAAGAUGUGCACCAGAUCCCAAGACCAAGCACAGUCUGUUGAGGGACAAGUCUUGAGUCUUUGCUGUUUAUUUAUAAAUAGGGUGCCUUUUGUAUAUCCCAACAAAAAAGAAGUAAACCAAAGCAAGUUAUUUAUAUU